Messenger RNA from Rasamsonia emersonii CBS 393.64, 1233 nucleotides. RefSeq lists its product as uncharacterized. The transcript is spliced from 5 exons. The record is from RefSeq and is a predicted model, not a curated record. Lineage: Eukaryota; Fungi; Ascomycota; Eurotiomycetes; Eurotiales; Trichocomaceae. Bases 1 to 1233 code for a protein of 410 amino acids.
AUGCACGAACCUCAUACAUCUACCAAGUCAUCUCCGCUAAGCGCUGCCCAGCAGAAUGGCCGCCCUAGUCGAAGAGAUACUAUGUUCCCUAAUUCACUGGAUUAUCAAGACAUCCAAGAUGGCUACAUCGGAUUUUUGACGAAGAAAAUCACCUCCAAAUGGUGGAAAGAAGUCCUUGACAGCGGCAGGGACGUGACGCCCAAAAUGAUGGACUGGGUUAUCGAGGAGCUGCGGUACAAAGCAGGACUCUUCCAGGAAACGGGCGCUGUCAGCGCGUUCGACGGGGGUGUGAUCAAGUCGGAUAUCGCCAUUUCUGACGAGCUGAAACAUGCUCUGCAGACGGCGUUCACAGACAGUGACGAGUGCCACAUUGUCUCGUACAUUAACAACCUGCAUCCAGCCAGGAAUCGCGACCUCUACGGGGUCAUUGAGAAGAUCCUCGCCCGAACGAUCCCAUUAUGGAACAGUACCCUGACGGCAAUGAGGCGCCGUGAACCAAGCAGAAUCACAUACAAAAGGGUUGAAUACCAUGCACGUGAGCCUAAGCCUGUGGCUUCACGCCCUGAAGAAUGGGAGAAUACAGAAUUCCUCGAGCGAUAUCGUGAAUGGGCACGAUCCCGUCAACUGAUCCUACCUGAGCCAGGGGAAUUCGAGUCAGGGAGCAUGAUGACAGGAGACUGGAAAGUCGAUCUCCGCAAGGAAUUUCACGAAAAUGGCCUCCAAGUAAUCGUCAAGCUAGCAAACAUUGAACUGACACCUGAGAAACCAGAGUACGAGGGCGGUUCAUGGCAUGUUGAAGGGCAGCUGCAUGAAUGGCUGGAAGCAGUCUUCGGCUUCGGCGUCAGAACAGGACGAGACGACGGCCCAGUGACCCAAGAGAUAGGCAGCGUGUCAUGUCUCGAGGGCCGUCUCCUGACGUUCCCAAACAUCCUCCAGCACCGCGUCUCGCCAUUCGCAUUGGCGGACCGCACCAAACCUGACCAUCGCAAUCGCUCUCUUCCUCGUCGACCCGCACAUACGCAUCAUUUCGUCUGCAAACGUGCCCCCGCAAAGGGCGGAUUGGUGGGGGAAAGGGAAAAGUUUUUAAGGAGAGAGGUGUUGAGCUCCCUCCCCAUCGAGCUGCAGAACAUGGUCAUCGGGAACCUCGAUGGGUUCCCGAUCACGAUGGACGAAGCGAAGCAGUACAGGCUGGAGCUGAUGGAGGAGAGAAGCGUGGUUUCUCAGGAGCAUUGA